CCUAUAAUGAAAAUAGACUGGUUUAGCAACUAUUCAUUUUGAUACAUAUGUAAGACCGUCAUCAGAUUAGCAUUUAUUAUUGUAUACAUAAUCAAAAAAACAGUGUAGGUUUUUGUUUAAUUAGUAUGAUUUCGACUUCUAUUGCUGUCACCAGUUGUACAUUUUAAAUAUUGUUUUUUCAAAGUGUAGUGUCUUAUUGAAUUUAAUUCCUUGAAUUUUAUUUUAAAUAAUUAAUAGAAACAAGAUAAAAAAACAACUAUUUUAUAAUGGGUUUAUUCAAGUGUUGCUUCAAUAUUGGUCUUUAUUUUGCUGCAUUAAUUGGAUUUUUGGCAUUAAUACCUCUGCCACCAUUUAAUAGUACAUUUACUAAAUAUAGUGUUGUACCAGCUAAACCCUUAACAGGAUCAUUGGCAUUAAAUGAAAAACUAUCAGGAGCAAAAAAACUUUUUGAAAAUCAAUUGAAAGGACCAGAAGGAUUAGCAUAUCAUGAAGGAUUCUUAUAUACAACAAUUCAUGGUGGCCACGUAGUAAAAAUAUAUGAUGAUAAAAUUAUUCCAGUUAUGAAAUUUGGAAAAUUAUGUGGUGCGUACCAAAGUAAAAUUUUCAUUUAUGAUGGGUUAUAUGAAGAACAUCUUUGUGGAAGACCGCUGGGAUUAACUUUUGAUUCUAAAGGAGCCUUAUAUAUUGCAGAUUGUUAUAAUGGUAUUUUUAAGGUCAAUGUUAGUUCUACUGAUCAAAAAGAACAUUUAGUUACAAUGAAUGAUAUAAUUGAAGGAAAAACACCAAAAAUACCCAACUCAGUUGCUGUAGCUUCUGAUGGAACUGUCUAUUGGACAGACUCUGAUACAAACCAUGCAUUACAUGAUGGUAUUUUUACAAUGCUAGUUGAUGGAACUGGAAGAUUAGUAAAAUAUGAUCCUAAAUCAAAAAAAAAUACAGUUUUACUUAACAAUCUACAAUUUGCAAAUGGUAUUGCAUUGUCUGAUGAUGAAUCUUUCAUUAUUGUAGCUGAAACUCUUAAAUUUCGCAUCCACAAAUAUUAUCUUAAAGGACCUAAAGCUCAAAAAAGUGAAAUAUUUGUUGAUGGAUUACCAGGAAUGCCUGACAAUUUAAAGUCAAAUAAAAGAGGUUCAUUUUAUGUUCCACUCGUGAUAAGCAGAACACCAUAUCUUGAUGAUAUUGGUAGCUAUCCAAAUUUAAGAAUGAUAUUUGCAAAAUUAUUAGGAGUAUUAGAUUUUACUCUUCAAACUAUGGACUUUUAUUAUCCAAACAUUUAUUUUAAAAAAGCUUAUCACUGGGUUGGUCAUUUUGAAUCAAUUUCUUUUCCAAAUAAAAUGCUUACUAUUCUUAAAAUCAAUGAGAAUGGAGUCAUUACAUCAAGCUUUCAUUCAACCAAAGGUGAUAUACUUAAUAUCUGUGAUAUUGAAAUUGUUGGUGAUAAAUUAUAUCUAGGAUCUCCAUUUAACAACUAUUUAGGAGUGGUUGAUUUGCCUAAAGAUUUUAUUUGAAAUGUGUAAUUUUUUUUUUUAAUUAAACAUUUUCUUAUUAUUUAUACAUAUAAAUGAUAAAAUAAAUAAUAAUAUAUUAUUGUGUUAGGUUAUAUUUUCAAAAAAUUUUAAUUUUAUAUUUGUCUUGUAAAAUAUUUAAGUUUAAUUAUAUGAAAAAUUUAUGUUUUGAAUUUUAA
Daktulosphaira vitifoliae (grape phylloxera) is the source of this 1684-nucleotide messenger RNA. It is a transcript of the gene Ssl2, whose product is annotated as adipocyte plasma membrane-associated protein Hemomucin. Gene Ontology annotation, molecular function: strictosidine synthase activity. Lineage: Eukaryota; Metazoa; Arthropoda; Insecta; Hemiptera; Phylloxeridae. The record is from RefSeq and is a predicted model, not a curated record. The transcript is spliced from 8 exons. The coding region runs from base 267 to 1508 and encodes 413 amino acids. Gene Ontology annotation, biological process: biosynthetic process.